AUGCAGCUUUUACGAGAGGCUCACAAGAGCAGUUUCCGGUUGACGUUCCCACGCCUACGGGGCUGGGCGGGCUCAGCCAAUCGAGUGUGGACGUGUUUGCACUUGGAGACGUUUCCAGGUGAUGACUACGAAGACUUGGACGAGCUCGAAAGUGCAUCAUCCCCAGUCUUUGCUCGCCUUGUGUUGCAGCAGCUACUGCAGCUACUGCACAAUGCGUUCCAGAGCGACAUGGCUGCCAUGGAGAACGGGCGAAAGAUGGGCCAAGAGAUCUUGAAGCUGUUGCAGCAGGCGGAGGACCUGGAUGAGCCUCUGGAGGAGCCUGCGCCGCUGAAAGUCUCGCGGACAAGUCGAAGGAAGACUCGCCAUCGAGACGACUUCACUGACACGUCAUCUAGGGGUGGCAACCCGAGACUUUGCUGCAACUUCAUCCUGGCGAUGGGGAGAGAGUACGUUCCCACCAUCAUUGGACGAGGCGGUGCCAACACAAAGUCAAUCCAUGAAGAGACAGGCUGCAAGGUGCGAGUGCGUGGCCGCGGAUCCGGGCAUUUGGAGCAGCAGAGCAACGAGGAGGCACCCACGAAUCUAAUGCUGGCGGUCACUGCUGAGCCAGGGAACAAGGAAGGCUUCAUCCAGGCCGUCGCCAAGAGCCUUCUCCUGCUUUGGAACGUGGACGAGCGGUAUCAGCAGGACUGCCGCCGGUGCGGUGUUCGUCCUUCUUCCCCGAGCUUUUACAUCAGCGUGGAGAACGAAGAUGUGAAGAUGGAGCUGGCUGAGGUUUUCGGCAAGGAGUUUACGACGUUGAUCGCCCCUGGCUCUUUAGCCACAAGAUCUUGCAGGACGAAGGUUUAA
Molecule: messenger RNA, 849 nt
Organism: Symbiodinium natans
Lineage: Eukaryota; Dinophyceae; Suessiales; Symbiodiniaceae
Source: the annotation of a GenBank genome assembly